Messenger RNA from Umbelopsis ramanniana AG, 867 nucleotides. RefSeq lists its product as uncharacterized. Lineage: Eukaryota; Fungi; Mucoromycota; Umbelopsidomycetes; Umbelopsidales; Umbelopsidaceae. Gene Ontology annotation, cellular component: cytoskeleton. The transcript has 3 exons. The record is from RefSeq and is a predicted model, not a curated record. Bases 1 to 867 code for a protein of 288 amino acids. Gene Ontology annotation, molecular function: actin filament binding.
AUGGCUGCUGAUCGCUCUGUCUUCUUGCGGUCCAAAGUUAAGAUUGUCUUGACAGGAAGCGAAACCAAGGAAGAAGCAGAAGCUGCGCUUAGAGCGCCCAUCAAUAUCCCUCGUUACCCUCAUUUCAACGAUGUUCAUGAGCAGAGAGUCCAUAUGAAGCAGAAGCUCGCUGCUGGCUUCCGCCUAUUUGCCAAGUUCGGAUGGGAUGAAGGUGUUGCUGGACAUAUGACCUUCAGAGACCCAGAGUACCCUGAACUGUAUUGGGUCAACUAUUUCGGCCAGAGCUUCUCACAAGUUCGCGCUUCUGAUCUGGUACUUUGUGACCAUAGUGGCGCCAUCGUUCGAGGCAACCAAACCGUCAACAAAGCUGCUUUUGUUAUUCAUUCUGCUAUUCAUGAAGGUCGUCCAGAUGCCACGUGUGCCGUCCAUGCCCAUUCCAUGUACGGAAAGACCUUCUCAGCCCUUGGCAGAAAAUUGUUACCCAUCACUCAGGAUUCAUGCGCUUUCUACGAAGAUCACUCGUUGUACGAUGACUUUGGCGGUGUAGUAUAUACCCCUGAAGAAGGCGAACGCUUAAAGUCUGCGCUCGGUCAAAGCAAGGCCAUGAUCUUGAAGAACCAUGGCUUGCUCACGGUUGGAAGCUCUGUGGAUGAAGCCAUUUGGUGGUUCAUCUCUAUGGAGCGAUGCUGUAUGUCACAGCUUAUUGCUGAGGCUGCUUGCACAAACGGUUUUGAAGGACUCAAGCUCAUUGAUCAUGAUGUUGCACUUGGAACACGGAGCAAUGUUGGCGAUAAGCAGGCUGGUUUCUUCCAAUUCCAGCCUAUGUUUGCUCAGAUUGUCAAGGAACAACCCGAUCUUCUCGAUUAA